Molecule: messenger RNA, 2794 nt
Organism: Eriocheir sinensis (Chinese mitten crab)
Lineage: Eukaryota; Metazoa; Arthropoda; Malacostraca; Decapoda; Varunidae
Product: DBH-like monooxygenase protein 1
Exons: 16
Coding region: 218-2224 (668 amino acids)
Biological process (GO): octopamine biosynthetic process; dopamine catabolic process; norepinephrine biosynthetic process
Cellular component (GO): secretory granule membrane
Molecular function (GO): copper ion binding; dopamine beta-monooxygenase activity
Source: RefSeq, a predicted model, not a curated record
UCCCCUGGUACCCAUUUAUCGACCAGCCCGAGAGGGAGGUUGAACAGCUGGGUGAGCUGCACGCCGACUGCCCGGGCCGGUUUCGAACCCGGGCCCGCGGAGUAGUAGCCAGGCGCGCUGACCACUAGACCACGGAGGCGUAUAUCCUUCAUUAGCUCCGAAAAGAACAACGCCGGGUUAAUAUGCAGGAGGAGUAGGCGUACUCUGUUACCAAAAUAUGUGGACGAAUUUUAAUUAUUGGGCCACGGUGCUGCUAACGGCGAUGGUGUGGGGGGUGACGGCGCGGGAUGCUGGGAACACCCUUUCUGUCGCUGCCUAUCAACACACGGCGAUUUUGGACCAGCGCGGCGACUUCGUCAUGAGGUGGACGCCCGAGGAAGAGAGCCUCAGGGUGGAGAUCCAAGUGGCCACCAAGGGCUGGGCGGGGCUCGGUUUCUCGCCCAACGGGGGUAUGCGCGGGGCCGACAUCACCUUGGGUUGGGUUGACUCACACGGGGAGCUCCAUGUGCAUGAUCGUUACGCCCACGGCGAGACAACACCCGUGGUGGACCACUCACAGGACAUGGUGGUGGAGGGCGGCUACCAAAACGACACCCACACCGUGAUACGCUUCUCGCGGCCCUGGAACACCUGCGACAAGAGUCAAGACAUGAAGCUUUCGGGGGAUACGAUGAAGAUUAUCUGGGCAUUCGGCGAGGAAGAUCCGGUUGACGAGAUGGUGAUGGAACGACAUGCGCAGCGAGGAGUCAAGAGCAUCUAUUUGAAAGAGCCGAGCUUCGCGCCGCCGCCCCUCACGGAGGACAUCGAGGCGUGGGACAUCCGUGCACCAAACGUGAGUCUACCAUCCCACACAGACACAGUCUACUGGUGCAAACUCUACAAGGCGCCAGAUUACGUCAACGGUGCGCACAUAAUCGGGUUCGAGCCGCUCAUCACGAAAGACAACCUCGCCUACGUGCAUCACAUGGUCCUGUACAACUGCAUCGGCUCCCCUUCCCACCUGGACAAGUGGGCGCAGCACGACGGCGUCCAGUGCUACACGUCCAACAUGCCUCCCUCGUGGUACUCAUGCACAACAACAUACAUCGCCUGGGCGGUGGGCAGCGAAGGGGAGAUGUGGCCGGACAACGUGGGCCUGCCUAUUGGGGGAGGGAGUGACCCUAACUACUAUAUGCUGGAGGUUCAUUAUGACAACUCUCGCCGAAUGGAAGGCGUCGUGGACGACUCUGGCCUGCGCUUGCUCUACACGAAGGAGCUGAGGAAAUACGACGCAGGCGUCUUGUCGGUGGGCCACGUAGUUGAAAAGGGCCAGGUCAUUCCUCCCGGGCAGUCCUGGAGAACCAUCGGCCACUGCGGCGGCCCGUGCCUCGAGGCGGUCCUGCCUCCUGAGGGCAUCAAGGUGAUCCAGGUCCUCCAACACGCGCACCUCCUCGGCAAGGCACUGACCCUGAGACACAUCCGUGGCCACAGAGAACUGCCCAUCAUUGCCCAGGAUUUAAAUUAUGACUUCAACUACCAGAUAUCCAGGAGACUGAAGAAGGAAGUGACUGUGCUGCCCGGAGACUCCUUCAUUCAAGAGUGCCUGUAUGACUCUAAGGGCAGAACGGACCCAACCUUUGGCGGCCUUGACUCCGGGGAUGAGAUGUGCCAGUCCUUCCUGUUGUAUUACCCCAGGGUGCCCCUGACUUACUGCGCGUCACACCCCGCCCUGGGGAACAUCUACCGGCCACUCGGGGUGAAGAACGUCCAGACACUGAAUAAGGAAGUGAAUAAGGAGAGCGAGAGGAAGCUGGUUGAGGCACUCUUGGAGAAGAAGGAGAGGCCCGCUAUAAAGGAGUACGAUUUUGGAAUGAUCUACAAGAGUAUGGCAGUCCAUGAACCCAGCUCAUUAAGUAACAAGACCUUGUACGACAUUUUCCACGAUAAGAAGACAUGGAGAGACAAGGGCAGGAUGCGGACUCUGCAAAAACUAACUGAAUAUGGCACUCAUCGCAUGAUGUGUCGUAUUAAUGGCCAAGGACAGUUUCAUGACUAUGAGUACCCAUGCUUCACCUCAAUCAAAACGCUGGACAGUGAAUGUUCAGAAGCCCACGAAUCUCUAGUCUACCAUCUCGUACCCUCAGAGGUGCCAAAGGGAGGUUCGUCCAGCCACGCCCUGCAGCCAGCCAUCCCUCAUUCUCUGCUGCUCGGCUCUGUGUCUCUCUUGUUCGUUCUCCUCAAGUAAAGAUUAUUGGCCCCGAGGAACAACCUCCUGGAUCUUCUACUGAAUACGUAUAAUCUAAUAAGGGAACGUUCAGGGGUAGCCUACUUUACCUUGCCCCUGGUCGGUAAAGAAUUUUAACCUUUUAGCAUCGUGUAAUCAGUCGCCCUCAGAAAAAUUAUAGGAAUAAAAUUAUGCAAAUAAAGUAAUAACGAAAUAAUGGGAGUAAUAUAAUGCCAACUAGCCUUUUUCCUCUGUUUGUGUGCUGUUUUUGUGAGCUUUGAGGCGUUCUGUGCUGGGAGCUUGUGGUGUGCUGGAGGACGACACAAUCAGGAGGAUUACUGCAUACUACUGACCGCUAAGUGUUCUGAUUUAGUAUUUACCUAGUUAGGUAGAGAUCCACAGUUAGUUCUAGGCCACGUGUAUUAAGCUUCCCACACCUACACCAACUUCAACACUCUUUCACGCGAACCGAGUGCUACACGGUUUUAUAUUACUUUUGUGUUAAUACAGCUUUAUCUUAUUUACGUAAGUGAUUUCUCAGUAUAAUAAUAUACGCACGUGUUUUGUCUUGGUAGAUAGAAAUGACCGCGC